AUGAGGAAACGCCAACGAACGCCGAAGAAUGAUCGCGGUCGCGUGACCGGAUCAAGGAGCCGCGAGGACGCGCCACUCGGCGCACCGUUGAGAACCCGUUCAGAUCUCCCCGACGACAACAGCUACCUGCUGUCGACGAGUGGCAACCGCCACAUGGUGGCUUUUGCACCCCUGCCACAACCCGAGGAAUACCAGCUGUCGCAGCGUUUGUCUCAGCUGCUGCUCCACCAACGACUGAAGAAGAUCGCGCUUCAGUGCCGUUGCCAGCCGACACAGCUGGUGGCCAGCGCAAAAAUCCGCAGCACUCACGGGCAUCGCGAAUGGACGCGAUCCAUUGCACUGCAGAGCGUUGAUCUGCCCCAGAUAUUUCUGGUACUCGCGCAUAAAAUCGCGUCUUUCGUUACGUCGGGCUCGAAGACGAGCCUAAACCUUCCCCAGCAACGAAGCCGAUAUGCGCCUUCACGAGCCGACCACUCAGCGUCGUUUCACGAUGCUUACAUCCCAGACGCCAAACAAAACCUCGGGGCAGACCACUGCAGCUAUCCGAUCGCCACCGACGUCAGCGGGUCAGAGCAGCCACCACCGGCGCGUCAAGCCCCUUCCAAAUCCGUACCGACUUGA
This is a messenger RNA of Aphanomyces astaci, 621 nucleotides long. RefSeq lists its product as hypothetical. Lineage: Eukaryota; Oomycota; Saprolegniomycetes; Saprolegniales; Verrucalvaceae. The record is from RefSeq and is a predicted model, not a curated record. The coding region runs from base 1 to 621 and encodes 206 amino acids. The transcript has 3 exons.